CAGUUAGUUGUGAUUCUGGUGUUCGUGCAAGAGGGAGUGAGAGCACGUCCUUCUACUCCACCGUCUUGAACCAACCUUGAGUCAUUAACUGUUUGCACUGCUUUGAGUGAAUUGACAACAGGAAGACCUGAUGGACCCACCACUAAUACCCCUGACUCAUGUGAAUUGAGAGGCAGAGAUAAAAGUAUGACGGAACAGCUGUCCAAGAUCGAUGAUGGUGAAGACAUUGACCUUCUCAAUUCACAUUACAGCAAGAUUAAGAGAAUUGUGUACUUGAUUGUAUCAUCCUUCACUUUCAGAAUAUUUGGAAUUUUGCUGACCUUUGUGGAUGUGUCCCUCAUCAUUACAGACAUAGUUGUCUCUGAUAGCACGAUGUAUAUUCCUGUGGAAUAUCGUUCAGUUUCUUUAGCUAUUGCUUUAUUUUUUUUCAUGGAUGUUUUCCUUCGAGUAUUUAUAGAAGGGAUACGACGGUAUUUUUCUGAUAUAUUUAACUCCUUAGAUGCUGCCAUUAUUGUGGUGACUCUACUGGUCAAUAUUGCUUGUAUUUUCUAUGACUUUAAGGUUCUUAAAGAUUUCCCCAAGUCGACAAUUAUUUUACGACCUCUACGACUUAUCACUCUAAUAAGAGUUUUUCAUCUGGCUCAUCAAAAAAGACAUCUUGAAAUGCUGACCAGGAGGAUGGUUUCAGGAAACAAACGGCGAUACAAGAAGGAUGGAUUUGAGUUAGACCUCACUUACAUUACUGAGCGUAUUAUUGCCAUGUCAUUCCCAUCUUCUGGAAAGCAGUCUUUCUAUAGGAAUCCCAUUAAGGAAGUUGUACGGUUCCUGGAUACCAAGCAUCAAAACCACUACCGAGUCUACAAUCUAUGCAGUGAAAGAGCUUAUGAUGCUAAGUACUUCCAUGAUAGGGUCCGUCGAUACAUGAUUGACGAUCACAAUGUCCCCUCUUUGAGUGAGAUGGUGGCAUUCUCCAAGGAAGUAAAAGAGUGGCUGGCUCAAGAUGAGGAAAACAUCACAGUGAUUCACUGUAAGGGGGGCAAAGGAAGAACUGGAACUAUGAUCUGUGCCUACCUUCUUGCCAGUGAAAUAUUUGCAACCGCAGAGGACAGCCUUUAUUAUUUUGGAGAACGACGAACAGAUAAAUCCACCAGCAGUAAAUUUCAGGGAAUAGAAACUCCUUCUCAGAAUAGAUUUGUUGGAUAUUUUGCAAUGGUGAAAAAUACCUACAAUUUGACUCUUCCUCCAGUGAAAAAACUCACGAUGGAAAAAAUCAUUAUUUAUUCAAUUCAAGGUGUUGGAAAAGGCAAUGGAAAUGACCUAAAAGUACAAAUAAUAAUGCAACGAAAGCCUGUCUUUUUCUGUUCUGCUUCCAAAAACUGUGGGAUAGUUCAUGAUGCUGAAACAGACAGAGUAAUAAUUAAUCUAUCCAACUGUCCACCUCUGUAUGAUGAGGUGAAAGUGAAAUUUCUCUCUUCUUCGGAUCUUCCUAAAUACUAUGACGACUGUCCAUUUUUCUUUUGGUUCCAUACAUCUUUUAUACAAAAUAACAGGCUUUAUCUUUCAAGAAGUGAAUUGGAUAAUCCCCACAAACCAAAAGCAUGGAAAAUUUACCGUCCAGAGUUCGCAGUCGAGGUAUAUUUUGAUGACGUUAAGUUGUAGCUGGUAUCUAAGUGUAGUUCCCCUUCUAGGCUAGAAUCAUGUUCUUCCCAAUCCUUGCUACCUAUUUAUAUCUUUUAAACCUAUUUCCUUGCUGAUAUAUUUACAUAUAUAUACAUAUGUC
Aethalodelphis obliquidens (Pacific white-sided dolphin) is the source of this 1780-nucleotide messenger RNA. RefSeq names its product phosphatidylinositol 3,4,5-trisphosphate 3-phosphatase TPTE2-like. Gene Ontology annotation, cellular component: cytosol. The record is from RefSeq and is a predicted model, not a curated record. The transcript is spliced from 20 exons. Bases 187 to 1659 code for a protein of 490 amino acids. Gene Ontology annotation, molecular function: phosphatidylinositol-3,4,5-trisphosphate 3-phosphatase activity. NCBI's taxonomy places the organism in Eukaryota, Metazoa, Chordata, Mammalia, Artiodactyla, Delphinidae. Gene Ontology annotation, biological process: dephosphorylation.